ACAAAUUGGCGCCAUCUUGCGGGCUGCUCUAUUCAAGUUCGAAGUUUGGAGAGCGCCAAAAUUUUCGAAUCAUGUUGUUUCAAGACCUGAAUGGUAAUUACCAAUAUGGUGAAUCUAGCAGCAGUUCAACAAACCAAUGUCAUCAAACCUUGCCCUCCAUCUUUGAAGGCAGAUCCUUGCACAAUGUUUCAGAUAUCAGUUUAGAAUGUGAUGAAACAAUAGAUAACUGGGAGGAACUGGAAUCAUGCAUCUUCAGCAACAAAAGGAAUGAGAAAUUUCAUGUCUAUGAAGAAACUAGCCAAGAUGCUGUUGGUGAAAGUUUUGAGUUUUACAAUGAUUAUCCUCCACCAAACUCUCCUGCAAAAGGUGUUCAAGUUGACCAGCCAGUGUUACAACUACACAGUCAGUAUGUGAAUAGUCUUCUGAAAGUGUGGAGAGAUUCUCAGAAGAGAAAUUGUAGUACAGAGGAGUCUGGUGAAAACAGUGACGGAUACAGUCUGUCACCUGAUGAACUUCAAAGUUCUCAGGAGAGCAAUGAAUCAUCUCAAGACUGUGAAAUGGCAACUGAAAGUGAAACAAUUGAAGCCAUCUUGGCCAGUAAUACCAUUGUUCAGGAGCACAGUGAUAGUGCUCAAAUGGAGCAGUUGCACGGUCUACCAGAGUCUCAGAGUUCAUCUCGUUCAACUUCACCAACAGUGAUGGAGAUGCUUUCUCACUUCAGACAGAAUGUCAUGAACUUUCGAUCUAUAUCUCCAAUUGUUGUGAGGUCACCUACACCAGUCAGUUCAGGGUCAUCAUCACCAGGGUUUGUACGUUCUCCAUCUCCACUGGAGUUCCUGGAACAUAGCAUGUCAAGUUUGCCUAUUGAUGACUCCACAGAGCUUGUGUUCUAUGACAAUCGGUACAUUGUGCGCAGUUACAGUCCUGUGUCUUAUAGUCAAGGUGACCAUCAGGUACCAGAUGUUAAUAUGGACUUUCAGCAAACUGUAUCCGAUUCUGAAGAGUUUCCUUCUUUUAGAUCGUAUAGCCAUAUUAGAAUUCAGAACUCUUGUCAAGACCAGGUUGUUCCAGAUUAUAUUGAAGAGUGAAAAUCUUGGCUAGGAAGAUUGGAAUUCAGCUGGAUUAUUAAAUUCAAAAUACUAUGAAGACCUAACCAUUUGUUGACUGUUCUGGUGAAGGGCAAACAAGUUCUAGGAGAAAAAGUAAAUUUAGAGUGUGUCACAUUGUCUGUUGCAAGACAUUGAAGUUCAGCAGACCAUCAGUAUUUAAUAUUGAAAAGUUAUGGAUAGUUUCUAGCCAGAUAUCAAAUAUACUUUACAAAGCUGUUUAUGAAAAUGUGUUUCCACAAAUUUAAGACAAAAAUUAUUGAAAUAUCUAGUUUAAUUCAAACACUGUAAAUCUUUAACCAGAAACUAGGCUAUAUUAUAAAUCUUUGAUCUGAAGCGCUAGAUUUUUUAUUCACAGUUUCUGAUGUUUUUAAUGGACUGUUAUGUAAUGGUUGAAUAUAUUUGGGUUUGUAAACAAAACUUAACUUGUAUACAGAUUGUCCUCGAAUUGUCAAGCUUGUGUGUACUUGCUUAAAACAUAGGACUGUAUGAAGCAAUAAUGCUGUUAAUGUUAUAUCUGAAAAAGUUGUUAUUUUGUUGACAGAAUUUUUAUGAUCAUGUUACUUGUUAAUUUUAUACAACUUGUUAUUGUUCAAGUUUAGCUAGAGAUAAUUUUUAACCUUCCAUUGUUCAGUGUAGGUGCUGCAAACUAGUCAGUUGAGUAUUAAUGUUUCAGAUGUACAGUUUUAGGUUAUGGAUGUCUAUUUAAUUCAAAAUACAAAAACAAAAAAUAGUAAGUAUAUAAAUUGUCACCAUUUAAGAAAAUCUUGAAAGUCAGUUUUGGUCACGUUUUGAGGAAUGCAAAUAAGUAAGACCUCACCAAAAUAAAAAGUUGUACAUUGGUUCUGUGGCUUAUAUAUUUUCCGAAAGACAAAGAUCUUUUUUGUUUUUAAUUGCACUUGCAACACUGAAAAAAAAAAUUGUUUAAAAUUUGUCAAUUUUCUACAUUUUUAUGAAUUCUUAGAGUGUAAAAAUGAUCAGUUGUCUUAAAAUGGACUUUAGUCAUGUUAAAAAAUAACUCGUACACAAAUUGACUAUGAACAUGCAUCAUGUAUUUGUAGUUGUAUAAUUAUAGUCACUUCCCAAUAUUCAGUUCACAUCAUUUUCCAAGCAAGUUGUCACCAUAUUAGGACUGGUAUCCUUGAAAUACUAAUGAAUAAAGUUAUAACUUUAAUCUACAUUAUAUGGUCAAGGGGAAAGAAAUCUUUUCAGUUUGCAUUCUUUUACCACUAUUCUUUUCACUGUUUUGUGAUUUUAUCCUAUUCUGUAUCCAUGAUGAAUUAUUGUUAAGGUAAAGGGUUGUACUUUCUAUUACAGCUUUUGCUUUCGUUCAACUAGUGCCAAAACAAGAAAAAUACAUUUCUGCACUCUUGACCUGUACUUGUUUUCCUUUAAAAACAGACAAAAUGCCAAUCAACUGAUAUAUGCCAUGAAUUUGGGAAACUGGAUGAAGGGGCUACACUGCUGGAUAAUUCAAUGCCUUUAAAAACUCACAAUUUGCAAACAACUGUAACAUAAAUUAUGUCCAUUUAGAUGCAUUUCUAUUAUUCCUUCAGUUUAUAGAGAUUUGUUUAGUCCAAGCAGUUGAAUAUUGUUGUACAUGCAGAUAGAAGUUAAUUGAUUUUACAUUACUUUUGGUGUACAAAUGACACAACUGAUUCAGUAGCAUCACACUGACAAUAGACCGGCAAUAUUGUUGUUGUUGUUGUUGUUGUUUUUUUCAAUUUAGAAAACAGAUUGUUAUAGCAAUACAAUGGAUUUUAUGUCUAGAGUUUUGCUUGUUCAUUUCAAUUGUUGAUAAUCUCAGGUACUUGUUUUUUCUUUUAUUUCAAUUUGGACUACUUUUACAGUUUGUUGUUAAUUGUUUGAUAUUAUCAUGACUAGAUUUUAAAUUAGUACUGCAUUACAUGCGUUUUAAAAUGUUAAAUUGACUUGUGUAUGAAUUUUGUAUGUUAGAUUACAUGUAUGUUCAAUUGACUUGUGUAUGGAUUUUGUAUGUCUGAUUACAUGUAUUUAAUGUUGAUUAAUUUUACAUUAAACCAUAUAUUGUAUAACUACUGGUUGGGAACCAGAUUCCAGACAGCCCUACUUUCAGGACAAGUAAAAUCACCAAUUCAUUUUGUCACUCUUAUUGAAAUUCUUUUAUCCAAAUUACAAAUCUUCAUCAGUCUUGGUCUGUAGAAUCGUUAUAAAGUCUUAUCCCAAAUUUGCUUAAAUGGGGACGUUUGGCCCCUUUUAGGGGCCACUACAGCUAAAACUAGAAAAACCUUUGACUUCUUCACAUGGACCCCUAGAUGGAUCUUCAAACUUGCUCUUUAGCAACAUUACAAGAGGCUGAAGUGAGGGCGCUUGCAAAAAAUGCUAAAAAUAGAAAUGCAUUAAACAGCUUCCUCUCACGAGCCACUUUAUGUAUCUUUAUCAAACUUGAUCUGUAGCAUCAACAUAAGGUCCCCACCCAAUUUUGUUCAAAAUGGGAGUGCAUGGCCCCUUUUAGGGUCAGCUAGAGCUGAGAAUAGAAAUACCUAUAAACAGCUUCUUCAAAUGAACGGCUAGAUGAGUCUUCACCAAACUUGGUCUGUAUGAUCAUUGAAAGGUCUAUCUUUCAAAUUUGUUCAUAUGGGAGCACCUGGCCCCCUUUUAGGGGCCACUUGAACUAAUUAUCAGAAUACCAUUAUGUAACUCACAAACUGCUGGAUGCAGAUAACCAUUAUAAAAAGACCUUCCAAAACACCCUCAUCCAGUCUGUAUUUUUUCCACCAAAUUUUGUACGGCCUUAGAAGCAUAUCGUGUUUGGACCAUUUCGUCAUUGUUACAGCCUCUGGAACUUUUAACAACUGGAGCAUAUUAUGGUCCUCCUCCAAAGUUGCACACUCUUGAGCAUGUUAAAGCCCUGAAAUAUUCGCGAGUGAUCUAUGGCCAUCAUGGCCCUCUUGUUUCUUUCUCAGAAUACCUCGGUCAUCCUCGAUUUUCUUACCGAACACUGCUCUACCCUACAGAGAAAGUUAUCUUUAUGGCCAGUAGGUUAAGGUCGCCUGCUUGAAAUCACUUGCCCCUCAUCGUUGUAGUUUGGGUCUCAUUUAGUCUCAGAAUUCUCCAUGUGAGAAAGCCAUCCAGUUGGCUUAAAGAUUGGUGGUUCCAACCAGGUGCCUUACCGUGAUGAAAUGACACCUUGAGGGGCACCUGGGGUCUUCCUCAAUGAAAUGCUCGAAAAUUGCCAUAUAAACUAUAACUGUGUCAGUGUGACAUUUAACACAACAACUUUUAUGACCACUUUGCUGCCCCUAAGAAAACUAAAUUUUACAUCACUUGAUUGCAGUGAUGUUUUCUAUUGUAAUACAAGCUGAACUUUAUUUAGUUUCAAUUAUGUCUAAUGAUGUCUAGAAUUUGUUCCCAACCAGAAGGUAUGUCAUUGAUUGAAAAUUUUGUGUCAAAAUUACGUAUUAACUCACAAAUACCAACAAAUAUAUCAAUAUAGGCACAAGACUCUUACAUAUAGAACAAAAUUUAAUGGCAAAAGAAAUAAUUCUGUUCAGACUAAUUUCAAGAUCUGAUAAUAAUACUGGUCCUUGAAAUUUUUGAAAGUACAAAAAAAAUUAAGUAAAGACAUGUAGUUGUUUGAUUAGUUCAAUAUUCACAAACCAGUUUCAGCAUUAAAUAAUAGUAUUUAUUACAUACUAAUUUAUUAACUCUAUUACAGAAGAACCUGAUACAUCAAUAUUUUUUCCAUAUUGAUGUUCGAAUUUCAUAUCGGGGGAUGUGUGGUGUCAGUUUCAUGUAUGUCAUUGCGUUUAAACGUUCUUUAACAACAAUAUUUUCAGUUUUACUCAGGCUAAAGAACAAAUAUCAUUUAUAUAAUAAUUAUAUGUGUUGUUUGUGUAUGUAAUAAAAAGAUUAUAAGAUUUGCAUCGAGAAAUAUACAAGAAUUCUGCAGCAAAAUGGUAGUGUUCCCUAAAGUCACACAAUAUUUCCGCUGCAGAACUCGUGCAUAUUUCUCGGUACAAAUCUAAUAACCUAUAAGUAUUAAAAUAAUACAUCAUUUUAAAUAACUAGAGGGUUGGUAAUAGAAAAUAGUCUUUAAUUCAUGGUAAGAAAUAAUUUUGGAUAGAGUUUCCAUUAUAAAUUUUGGCAAGUACAAUUAAAAUUUUGAAAAAUCGUAAUUUUGACUUCAUGAAUCUGUUUAUGAAACUCAUAAAAAACAACAUAAAUGUAACAGUUUGAAAACAAUUUUUAUAUAAUAUAUGAAGAUGAAUAUUAUCCAGAGAUUUCCAUAUAUUUACAUUUUCCCCAUUUGUUCUGUUGAAAAUUAUGUUGUUCAUUUUGUAUGAGCCCUAAUGGAAAGGUGCCAAAUUUGCAAUAAUGAUGCUUAGUGAUAAAGUGCCACUGUACUGGCUAGCAUCCUACAACCGGACACUUUUGUGAUAUUUUUCAAGAUAACUCGGGUGGGAAAUAGAUGUAUCUAAUGGUUGAAAUUUCACGUAAAACAAAGCUAUGUUCUCCUCCCAAAAAAAGAGUAAUUUUGUUUGUACUUUUUCGAGGCCCGAACGAAAAGGCCACCGAAUCAUGUUGUUUUAAGGUCUAACAGUACCAUGUUUCCGGACCAUAUAUGGACAGCGAGUACAGUGUAUGAGUCAUAGAACUGUAUGAAUGACCUCUCUUGAAAGGAUGAAUUGAUUGUAUCUCUCCCGGCCAAAUCUUUUAAAAUUUCAUUUUUCGAAGUGGAUAUUUUGAUAUGAAAAUCUGUUUUAGGGUGUAUUGAAAUCAUGAACAAAAUUAUCAAAGUUGUAUUUCUCGGUUUAAGUGUUUACUAAAUGUCUCGUCUGCUUACCUCAAAUUUUCAUGGGGCCUUUAGAUUUAAUGGCGGGACCUUAUGGAAUUACUGCACAUGCGCAUCAUGCCACUUCCGACUUCCCCGACAUGUAAACAUGCUUCGUGAGUGCGGAUGAAAUGAGAUGUAGCAUUUAUAGUAAAAUACUUAAAUUUAACCGUUGUAACUUCACUGUGUUGUUGAAAAAUCAAGCGUCCAUUUGAUUGUAAACAGAUGAACAAGGUUAAAGACCGAAAUAAAGCAUUUACGGGACUGUCUGGUUUUGGUGGGCACUAGCCAGUAGUUCAUACGGAAUGAACCACAUAAUAUAAUCAGCAAACUAAACAUAAAUUGCUAGCGCGAUUUAUGAAUUUGCCAGUCGUAUUCUGUCAUUCAUUUUGCAUGAACUCCAAAAGAAAAAUCCAUAUCUUUAAAGUUGAAUAUUUUGCAUAUAAAAUUAGAACAAAUUCAUGUUUAUUCUCAGCUGUGUUAUAAUGAACCACUUGAGCUAUUUUCUGUUGUCUAUUAGGUUACUGUACUUAUAUGUCUUUCUGUACAUCUAGCAGCAUAUUGUUUUAUCAUGAUAGAUUUUAAUCAUUGAUGAUCUAGUUUACACUGUUUAUUUUUGUCCAUGUUAUAAACUAUUAAAUGACUUUUUUUUUCAAAGUUUUGG
Messenger RNA from Mercenaria mercenaria, 6583 nucleotides. RefSeq lists its product as uncharacterized. The record is from RefSeq and is a predicted model, not a curated record. NCBI's taxonomy places the organism in Eukaryota, Metazoa, Mollusca, Bivalvia, Venerida, Veneridae. The coding region runs from base 72 to 1088 and encodes 338 amino acids. The transcript has 2 exons.